AUGAGUUUGGCUGGGGGCCGCGCCCCCCGGAAGACCGCGGGGAACCGGCUCUCUGGGCUUCUGGAAGCAGAGGAGGAAGAUGAGUUCUACCAGACGACUUAUGGGGGUUUCACUGAGGAAUCAGGAGAUGAUGAGUAUCAAGGGGACCAGUCAGACACAGAGGAUGAGGUGGACUCUGACUUUGACAUCGAUGAAGGGGAUGAACCAUCCAGUGAUGGAGAAGCAGAAGAGCCAAGGAGGAAGCGCCGAGUAGUCACCAAAGCAUAUAAGGAACCUCUCAAGAGCUUGAGGCCUCGAAAGGUCAGCACCCCAGCUGGUAGCUCUCAGAAGACCCGAGAAGAGAAGGCACUGCUUCCAUUAGAACUACAGGAUGAUGGCACUGACAGUCGGAAGUCCAUGCGUCAGUCUACAGCUGAGCACACACGACAGACAUUCCUUCGGGUACAGGAGAGGCAGGGCCAGUCACGGCGACGGAAGGGGCCCCACUGUGAGCGGCCACUGACCCAGGAAGAGCUGCUCAGGGAGGCCAAGAUCACAGAGGAGCUCAACUUACGUUCACUGGAGACAUAUGAGCGGCUCGAGGCUGACAAAAAGAAGCAGGUCCACAAGAAGCGGAAGUGCCCUGGGCCCAUAAUCACCUACCAUUCAGUGACUGUGCCAGUGGUUGGGGAGCCAGGCCCGAAAGAAGAGAAUGUCGAUGUAGAAGGACUUGAUCCUGCUCCCAUGGCUUCUGCAUUGACUCCCCGUGCUGGGACUGGACCCGUCAUCCCUCCUGCUCGCUGCUCACGUACCUUCAUCACUUUUAGUGAUGAUGCCACAUUUGAGGAAUGGUUUCCUCAAGGGCGACCCCCAAAAAUCCCUGUUCGGGAGGUCUGCCCAGUGACCCAUCGGCCAGCCCUAUAUCGGGACCCUGUUACAGACAUACCCUAUGCCACUGCGCGAGCCUUCAAGAUCAUCCGUGAGGCCUACAAGAAGUACAUCACUGCCCACGGACUGCCACCCACCGCCUCAGCCCUAGGCCCUGGCCCACCACCUCCUGAGACCCUCCCUGGCUCUGGGCCCCGAGCCUUGCGCCAGAAAAUUGUCAUCAAAUGA
Molecule: messenger RNA, 1095 nt
Organism: Rangifer tarandus platyrhynchus (Svalbard reindeer)
Lineage: Eukaryota; Metazoa; Chordata; Mammalia; Artiodactyla; Cervidae
Source: the annotation of a GenBank genome assembly